AUGGCGGCAGCAGCGGCAUCGAGCUCGCAGAGCGAUGCCUCUGCACCCAUGGACACCUCCUACGAUGACGAGACUCGGCCAGGGGAAAGCCAGUUCCCAACGCUGACGCCUCUGUCGCACGAUCUCGAGCUGCUCUCGCCCGUCCAUGCGCCCAACUUCUCCGUCGACGACUUCCUGCUCUCGCGCACCAAGGCAUCCGAUCUAAACUUCAUCCUCAGCGAUCUGCGCAGCUACAAUGAGAAGCUCAAGGACGAGCUCUACUCGAUCAUCAACGAGGACUACAAGGACUUUGUCUCGCUCGGCAGCAGCCUCAAAGCGGAAGCACAUCGCAUUGCGCGGCUCGGAUUCACUGCGCCUGCGCGCUCCGACGCCUCCGCCGACCAUGUGCCGCCCCAAGGACUCAUGGCGCCCGUGCGAGACACGCUGCUCGCCUCGCGCAGCAUGCUCAAGAGCGUGCAGGACGACAUUGCGAGCUGUAUGAAGAGGAAGGAAGAGGCUGCGAGUCACAAGGCGCGCUUGGAGCUCAUGCUGCAGCUGCAAGACUCGAUCGUGCGUCUCGAAGAGCUACUGCUCAUCCAGCGGCCGCACCCGCAGAGGAAUCGACGUAAGUCGUCGCUGUCGGCACGUCGACCAUCGGUGAUCAGCGCAGGGUCGCAGCCCGAACGCCGAGAUAGCCUGGCGUCGGUGGCAGCAGACUCGGACGAUGCGUUCUCCGACUACGCCAUGUCGUCCGAGUACGACGAGGACAGCGACAGUGACGACCGCACCCAGCUCACCGAUGCUCUCUCCAACCGACCGAGGCGCAAGGGUUUGCGUCGAUCCUCGGUAGCCAAGGAUGUAGUGCACGAUGAGCCUACCUCGGCGUCUGCGACACGGAACCGAUCCGACACUGUCAACGGCGGCGCGUCAUCUCUGCUCGGACUCCCACAACGCAUCGCGCGCACGUCGGCCGAAUACUCGCGUCUGCGUUUCCUCCAUCGACGCAUCGACGAAGAGGGUCUGUCGCAAUUCACCGAUGCGCUGCAAGAUCGCAUCGACCACGUGUGCUCUGUGCUGCGCCAGGACCUGCGUGCCUUGCUCGGCGUCCUGCUCGCACCCGGCUCGCUGCUCGUGCACGGUCAGAGCAGCGCGCGCACUCCCGGCUCGCCCGAGCUCCGACGCUCGUCGCGCCCAUCGCCCGGAAGCGCGCGGCGAGCGAGCUUCCUGGGCACAUCGACGCUGGCGAAGCCCGCAACGAUCCACGAGCAAUGCGCCAGCGAGCUCGACAGCUGGAGCCAGGUCGCCGAGCCGACGGACGAGAGCGCGGGUGCGGAGUCAGCGUACUGGCAGGCGAGACUCGACGAGCAGCGCUCGUGGCUCGAGAUGGCACUGGCCACGCUCAACACGCUCACGCUCGUCCGCGCGAAAGGCGGCCAAGACGGGGCAGGCGAUGUGGCACGGCGCCGGAAUGAGGCCGAAGAAGCGGUGCGCGACUUGUUCGUCAGCAAGUGGGCGGCGCGCACGAUCGUCGAGAGCCCCUCCAGCAAUGCAGAGACCGAAGAGACGAGCGGAUUGCCGAGUACGGCUCUGGCGAUGUUUCAGGAGUUCAAUCAGCGAGCCCAGUCCGCGCUGCUGCCGACGAGCGAAUCGGACCGGCUGAGCACGGUGUACAAUGCCGUGUUGACGUUUGUGGGCACGAUGGCGUGGCAGGUGGUGGAUGCGGCGCGCGAGGUGUCGCUACAGAGCAUGCACUCUACCGAGACGCCUGCAUCUGCAGCGCGGGAAGACGCGCAAUGCGAUGUCUUUGUCCAUGUGCUGUGGGACGAAAUCAGCGCCAGGCUGCUCGAUGAUUUAGGCACGAUGAUCUUCUUUGUCGGACAGACGGACUCCUUCUAUGCGCACUACACCCUGACGCGGGCGUUCCUCGACAAGCUUUCUGCGCUGGCUCCUACGGAGGCCUCGCGCGCGGCGCUGCAUGCGCAUCCGGGGUGGACGGCGUUUCGGCGGCGCUGGCAGCUGCCGGUGUACUUUCAGAUGCGCUUCCGCGAGGUGGUGACGCAGCUCGAGGUUGGGUUGGCCGAUGGGCGCGCGCGUGCUGCGGAGGGAGAGAUGAUGCAGGCGACACGCGCGACGCUGGAUGCGGUGGCACGGGUUUGGUCUGACGGCGUGCAUAUUCACGAGCUCUCGGCGAGGGAGUGGCGGGUGACACUGCAGAUCCUCAGUCGAUACAAGACGUGGGUGGAGGAGUGGUCGCCUGUCGAGGCGGGCGUCAGCAAUCGACCUCUGGAUGCACUGCGUGCUGGCGCCGCAACGGCGUCGGCUGACGGAUCGCGUAGUAGCAUGGACCGAGCAGCGUCGGUGGAGAUCUCGCGCUCGGCGACUCCGCAACCCGCACCGGACGUUUCGACGCAACAGCAAGAGGACGAGCAAUUGGCUCUGGGAGCGGCUCUGGUUGGAGACUGUUUGUUGCUCCGCACGCGCAUUUACGCUCUUCUGGACGAUACCAUCCUCUUGCGCAUCUCGAGCUGCAUAGAAGCCGAUCCGGCUGGUUUGGAAGAGCUUCGUACGGAUUUGGUCAAGGUUCUUGAUAGCGAGACGUUUGACUUUAUCGCGGGGCUGGUGUCGGGGGUGGGUCGAUUGGCGUUUGGCACGAUCAGUCCGCGUGUGGCUGCGCCGCUUCGAUUGCUGCGUUCGUUUUCAACGCCCGCUUACCGCGCCAAUACCAGCUCGGCUAGUGCUGGCGUCGAGGUGGUUCAGCAGCUAUUUGCACCGCUCGAAGCUUUCCUGAAGCUAGAAGCGGUCAGAGCGAUACCGGACGAUAUCAAGCGCGACUGGACAGAACCCAUCCUCACAUACGCUUUUAGGAGCUAUACAACCACCGUCGAGACUAUCACCAAGAAUCAGCAGUCGCUCAUCAGGCUCAAAAAAUCUCAGGCUCCUUCGUCGGGUCUCCUCGGCAUGUUCAGAGGCUCAAUAGCCGCCGACGACAACAACGACGACGAGCGCGCACAGGCAAACAAGUCGGCCCUCACCGCCUUCCAGACAAAGCUCCAGGCACUUGAUCUCGCUCUCGACUCUGAAUCAUUUGCGCCUUGGACCCGGCUCAAGACCUUCCUCGAGUCGGACCUCGACCAGUCUUGA
This is a messenger RNA of Moesziomyces antarcticus, 3120 nucleotides long. RefSeq lists its product as uncharacterized. Gene Ontology annotation, biological process: intra-Golgi vesicle-mediated transport; protein transport; Golgi organization. Gene Ontology annotation, cellular component: COG complex; membrane. Bases 1 to 3120 code for a protein of 1039 amino acids. NCBI's taxonomy places the organism in Eukaryota, Fungi, Basidiomycota, Ustilaginomycetes, Ustilaginales, Ustilaginaceae. The transcript has a single exon. The record is from RefSeq and is a predicted model, not a curated record.